Molecule: messenger RNA, 3501 nt
Organism: Symbiodinium natans
Lineage: Eukaryota; Dinophyceae; Suessiales; Symbiodiniaceae
Source: the annotation of a GenBank genome assembly
AUGGUUCUGGGCAGGGUGCAACCUAUUUCCGGUACGCAGCUUCAUGAUGUUGCAAUCACCCGGAGUCGGCUGAGAGGGCGCUCGGAAGACGUUCUCUUCGCCGAGGAUCCGAUGCUGCUGCGCCGUCUGAGACGUGGCUUAAGCUUCGUGGAGUCUGUGGGAACUGGGGGCGAGGCUACCUUAGUCCGCCGCGGUUUGCCCAAGUUCUUCGACAUGGAUGCCCAGACCCUCUCUGCCGUCUACUCAGGCGAAGAUGCCGGUGAACCCCUGAGCUCAGCUGGGAGUCUGUCCGAAAAGGUCUGCGGCUCGCUGUUGGGUUCUGUCAAGGACGCCAUCUCGGGUGGAUCAUUCGUCGAACUGAGCAGGCUGGACAAGGCAAAUGGUGAAAAUGCACAGGUGUCCUUCUUCACCGGCACCGGCCAGUGGGUGCUUUGCUCCAAGAAUGUAUCAAUGCUAGCCGCGAACGCCGCAGAGAUCGAGCUACCGCAGUGGUCUGACCGCCGCUACCGUUUCGCAAGGCACGUGGCAGAACUCUGGUUUGCCCAGCUGAUGGCCUUGCCGGACACGUCGCGCAAGAACCUUGAGGAGACUCUGUCAUCCCGAACACUGGUUGGGGAAAUGAUCGGAGGCAGUGGGGCACACUUGGUGGACUAUGGCUCCCUCCGCAGACUGCAGUGGUUUGCCGUGGUGCCGAAUCAGGGAGAUGAGCUGUGCUGGCCACCUGCCAGCAGCCUGGCUUUCUUUCACCAGAUGGGACUGCCCGCAGUCAGACUGAAGCUCCUUGGGCCGGAUGCGUGUACAUCCCUUGAGGACGCGGUCCGUGCGCUGCAGGAAAACUGCCUGGCGACCGAGAAAGCCACGUUGCAAGACGUGGGCGAAGGCUUUGUAACCUACGUGACCGCGAGGUCCAACGACGAUGACACAGGCCGCGUCAUCCACUUGAGCAAGAUGAAGUCGAUGGAUUACAGGCUGCUGCGGCGCAUGCGGGAGAGGGCCAAAGUCUUCGCUCAGCGGGCUGGGUCCAUGCUCGUGGAGGAUGUCGUGGAGGAGUACAGGAAAGAGGUGGUCAGUGCCGGACUGGACCCUAAUCUGACAACCUGUCGCACAGAAACCCUUGCAAAGCUCUGCCGCAUGAUCUUCGCUGAGGACAUCUCCUCUGAAGCUGUGGACGAGCAGUUCCUGCAACUACUCUAUCGGGCCGAGAGCUUUGAGGGCAAGCUUGCGCCCGGGAGGGCUGCCCCAGUGCUUUGCGUCAUCGCACCGCCCGGUGAGAUGACAACGACAACCUGGAACUGCUUGGAGGAACUCUUCCGCGGCGAGGAAGGGUCGAGCGACUCCAAAAGCGUACGCUCUCCGGACAGCUUGCAGAAAGGCAAUCUCAGUUCAGCCUGGCACGACUCCACAGCUUCGAGAAAGCGGGCCUUCCUCAACGUCAGCCCCCAGGGCCUGGAAAGCCUUUUCUUUCCUGCGAAGGCCGGCGAAGAGGCUCCCCGCAAGCGCAGGCGCGUGCAGGAAGCUCUGGAAGAGAAGCAGCAGCAAGUCGCGACCCGCUUGGCAUCCUCCUUCAGGAGCAGGUGUCAAUUCCUCUUUUGGGGUUGGUCAGAUGCGCUGCUGCCCGAGCAUGCCAAGCAGACAGCAGACUUGGCACGGCCCUGUCGCACGCGAUUCGAGUCUCGCAUGUUCGCACGGCUUAAGCCCCGGAGACGGCAGAUCCUGGGCAAGCUCCAGUCCCACGCACUGCGCCUCUGGACAAAGCUGCCAGAAUCUCAGGCGCGAUGGCUACCCACGCUGCCUCGUCUGACAGAGACUCGGGCGCUGUCCACUAUGGUCGGCAGCUUCGGGGCACCGCCGCCGAAGAAGGACUUUUCUAGCCCUGGGCCGGGCCAGAAUUCUGCGAGGCCCGUGAUACAGUCGACCGUCAUUGUCGUCAUCCCACUGGGUUUACCUGGGAUGGGUAAGAGCUCACUGCUUGAGCAUCUGUUCCAGUUGGGCCAGCGUUCUGCCUGGAAGGCCUACCGCCAAGGUCAGCUGGUACAGACCGAGAAAGGGGGAGAGGCACUCCACUCCAUUGCAACGCUCUCGAGUGAUGAAUUCACGGGCGAGGAACUGAGAUGUCUGGGGAUGGAUGCCGCCAGCAGCAGCUCCAAAGAUGUCGUGCGAUGCCGUAAACUGGCCGCCAGCCGAUACCAGGGAGCGAUCGAGGAGUUCUUUGAGCAGGCAGCGGCAGCUGCGACGGAUUCAGAGAAGCUGCACUUGCUUCUCUUGGAUAAGAACCAUCCCCCAUCUGCACUUCACCGCGAGGCACAGACCUUGCAAGCGCUGGCCGCCAAAGUUGGGUGCCAUCUUUGCCUCAAGGCUCUCGCGAUCGAGGCAGACUCAGAGGCCACUGCACUGCCGAGCAACUUGCUGCAGGAGGAAGAGAAGCAUUUUGGACCGUGGGCAUAUCCCUGGAGCCCCGGUGUCCUAGCCGAGUGCGCCAGCCGCCUGCUGCUCAGAGCCAGUCACGAGACGCUUUCUGGGAACGAGACGUCGUUGUUUGUUCUCCUGGGUUUUCUACGAUUGCACCAUCGCCUGGCGCAGCUCAGUGAUCUUGCCGACAGCUCCAUCGAGGUGGUUCACGCACCGUACAUCAGCAUUGGAGGACUGGCCUCCUGGCAAGGUCAUGAUGCUCCAGAUCCUUGGCAUCAGCUGGAGCUACGUGCCCUCUUCCACCAGGCCCUUCUGGUCAUGCAGAAGCCUUUCGCCAACCAGGAGCCUGUGCAGCCGCUUCUGUCCGCAAUCUCCAGGCUGCUCCUCGCCUCGGGCCUUACGAGUCCCGGCGCCGAGAGCCAGGGGCAGCACGCCCGCGAGUGUGCGGAGGGGCUCUGGCCAAGCAUCCUCCGUCCCCGUGCCAUCCAAGAGUCUGCCCUGCCGGACGUGGUUCCGCCGGUGCGAUACGUCGCGCUGGAAGUGGAGCAGCACCACGUAACCCUGGAGGCAUUGCUCCGGCGCCUUUCGGACGCCAUGCGCAUCGUGGCUGGCGACUGCGAGGAAGCUGAGGCGUUCCAUUCGCAACUGUUCAGUUGGCCGCAGGUCCUUCACAUCACUACAUGCUAUGUGGGCGGUGGCACAUUGCCAGCCUCUGAACGAGACAUCUUGACCAAAUCGAAGCAACUGUUCCGGGAGGCCGCCGCGUUUGACUGCGCGGUGACACAUCUCGUGGGCGCUCGAGGCGCACUGGCUCUGGCAGUGGUUGAUGAGCCAAGGCUUCGAGCAGAUGGCUUGCCAAUCGCAGAUGCCCAGAGGCCGCACAUUACAUUGUGCACACGGUCACCAUGGCAGCCUCGUCAUUCGAACGAUGUUCUCAAGGCUGCCAGGCCAUUCCUUGGCGAAGACGUCGGAGUUGCCGCUUCUGGCAAGUGGAUGCGGAAUCUAGCGGUGGGCUCUGCAGUGUUGGACGUGUUUGUGCUGAAACUGGAGAACCCGGUCUUACUUGCGUCCAAUGCUGUGAAACUGUGCUGA